UAGUGAUUUGUGGUCAACCACGUGCCUUUUUCAUAAUCGUAUCCGGAAAAAUCCUUAGAAAUGGCCAACCGCCACAAAUCGACUCCGUCUCGUUUGCUCACGUGUCGCGUGUGCCUGUCCAGUGAUGAGCUGCAGGUCGCGAUCUACGGAGCGUACGCCCGGGACAGAAACAUUCCCACGAAGCUUCACGUGUGUUUACCGAUUCAGUUAAAUCCACACGACAACCUGCCAAAAACGAUCUGCUACCGGUGCCUGGCCAAGCUGGACGAGUAUUACGACUUCUAUUGCCACUCACUGACCUCGCAACGGAUCCUGAACGGGGAGGAGCUUUCGUUCAAAAAGUAUCUCCGCCGCAGGGAGGACCGGAAGCUGAUGGCGGCCGUCGAGCGGCGUAACGCAAGGGAGGGUCUAGGUCGGGAACGGGCAGUUCCAGCAUCGAUUGUGCCGGAACCUUCCGCUAGCUUUCUGGAUAUGAAGCAAAGCCAGCGGAAGAGGCAGGCGCCGAAGCCUGGAUCGCGCUCGAAGAGAUUUCACUCUGCGUACACCGUCAACGGUGUUUGAUUGAGUUGAGAGAAACGUGUAUUACCAGUAAAUGCAAUAUUUUCUCCUGAGAAUAAAUUUUUAACAGCU
This is a messenger RNA of Culex pipiens pallens (northern house mosquito), 630 nucleotides long. RefSeq lists its product as uncharacterized. Bases 61 to 561 code for a protein of 166 amino acids. The record is from RefSeq and is a predicted model, not a curated record. Gene Ontology annotation, cellular component: nucleus. The transcript has a single exon. Gene Ontology annotation, molecular function: zinc ion binding. Lineage: Eukaryota; Metazoa; Arthropoda; Insecta; Diptera; Culicidae.